AUGGCGCAAAAGAGAGUUCAUAUAAAAGAAGAAUUUUACUGCCUGAGCUGUUUUGAUCCACUGAAAUACCCGGUGACUAUUCCCUGUGGACACAACUUUUGUAUAAACUGCAUUAAAAGCCACUGGGGUGAAGAGGAGGAGAAAGGAAUCCACAGCUGUCCUCAGUGCAGGAAAACCUUCAACCCAGGUGCCUCAGAGAAAACCACACCUCUAACAGAUGUAGCGGAGCAGCUGAAGAUCGAACUCCAAGCUGCUCCUGCUGAUAACUGCUAUGCUGGAUCUGGAGAUGUGGCCUGUGAUUUCUGCACUGGGAGCAAAAUGAAAGCAAUCAGCUUCUGUUUUGUCUGUUCAGCCUUUUACUGUGAAGGACAUGUUCAUUCCCACAGUGAUGAUCCUCCUUUGAAGAGGAACAAGGUGCUAAAGCCAUCCAAGAACCUCCAGAAGAACAUCUGCUCUCAACAUGAUGAAGCAAUAGAUUUUUUCUGCCGUACUGAUCAGAAGUUCAUCUGUAGCCACUGCCUAAUGAAUGAACAUAGAGGCCACCACACAGUGUCAGCUACAACAGAAAGGAGUCAGAGGCAGAGAGAGCUGGAGGAGAUACAAGAAAAAAUCCAGCAGGGAAUCCAGGACAGAGAGGAAGAUGUGAAACUGCUGAAACUAGAGGUGGACUCUAUCAAUCACUCUGCUGAUAAAACAGUGGAGAACUGUGAGGUAAUUUUCUCUAAACUGAUCCGUCUCAUCCAGGAAAAAAGCUCUUAUGUGAAGCAGCAGAUCAGAUCCCAGCAGGAAACUGAACAAUCAGCUUCUGUUUNCUACCCCUCACUGUCAGCACUCAGUGAGUCUACACACUCAUCCAGCAUCAAUAUCCGUCCUCUGAGACACUUUGAGGAUGUGACAGCAGCUGUGUCAGAGCUCAGAGAUAAACUACAGGACAUUAUGAGAGACACAUGGAAAAACAUCUCACUGACAAUCACUGAGCAGAAGGCUUUACUGUCAGAACCAGAACCAGAACUGGAGCCAAACAGCAGAGAUGGAUUCUUAAAAUAUGCAUGUGAAAUCACAUUCGAUCCAAAGACAGCACAUGGGGAACUGUCUCUAUCAGAGGGGAACAGGAAGGUGACUUACAAUCUGAAUGUGUAUGGUUAUAGAAUCCGAGACAUUCCUAGCAGAUUUAACAAAUGUGAGCAGGUUCUGAGUAGAGAGGGUCUGACUGGACGUUGUUACUGGGAGGUGGAAUGGACGGACAGAUAUGUUACUGUUGCUGUUGCAUACAAUAGCAUUAGAAGAAAAGGUGAAGGGAAUCAGUGCAGAUUUGGGUACAAUGACAGAUCUUGGGCAUUAGAGUGUUCCCAAAAUAGAUUUCCAUCUAAUUAUUCAUUUUCACACAACAAUGUCACAACCUCUAUCUCAGGGCCAGUAUCCCCAACAAUAGGAGUGUACCUGGAUCACUCAGCAGGUAUUCUGUCCUUCUACAGCGUCUCUGAAACCAUGACUCUCCUCCACACAGUCCGGACCACAUUCACUCAGCCGCUGCAUGCUGGAGUUUUGCUGCACUUGUACCAAGACACUGCAGAAUUUUGUCAACUUAAAUAG
Cyprinodon variegatus (sheepshead minnow) is the source of this 1593-nucleotide messenger RNA. RefSeq names its product tripartite motif-containing protein 16-like. Lineage: Eukaryota; Metazoa; Chordata; Actinopteri; Cyprinodontiformes; Cyprinodontidae. The record is from RefSeq and is a predicted model, not a curated record. Gene Ontology annotation, molecular function: protein binding; zinc ion binding. The coding region runs from base 1 to 1593 and encodes 530 amino acids. The transcript has 2 exons.